Aspergillus campestris IBT 28561 is the source of this 3050-nucleotide messenger RNA. RefSeq names its product Sin1 family protein. Gene Ontology annotation, cellular component: TORC2 complex; plasma membrane; cytoplasm. The record is from RefSeq and is a predicted model, not a curated record. Gene Ontology annotation, biological process: TORC2 signaling. The transcript has 3 exons. Bases 285 to 2876 code for a protein of 863 amino acids. Gene Ontology annotation, molecular function: phosphatidylinositol-4,5-bisphosphate binding. Lineage: Eukaryota; Fungi; Ascomycota; Eurotiomycetes; Eurotiales; Aspergillaceae.
CUCCGGCUGAUAUCCCCAUACUACCUCCCGUACGGCUGAUUCCGGCGGCUUCCUUUCUCUUAUCUGUUUGGCUUUAUUGUUUAACAGGGAUUCCCCAUUUCGUGAAAACAGGCUGGUCCUGGAUGAGGGGUCGUCACUCUUUGUUCAACUGAUCGUCUUAUCCGCGGCCUCUAGAGCCAUGUCGAGUCGUCUGCCGAUAGCGACCUAACAAACCUCCAACCGGGUGUCUUGACCUGAUCUGUACUUGUAUGUCUGGGGGAGGAUUUCUCAACAGGAGAUAGAAGAUGUCUCUCCUUCACAACGAAGAUUUUACGAUCUGGCAGUUACGCACAUCCUACCUCUCUACGAUCAAAGAUGGGAUCGGUGAUCGGCUCAUCAACGUCAACAACGCCGUCCUGAACACGCCCGGGUUCCGAGCGGCGGGCUGGUCUUCGGCCUCGGCGCACCCGGGCGCCGCGGCCGCCCAUAUCAAGCGCACCUAUUCCCCACCGAUCCCCACGACGGCGGCCGUCUCGUCCGAAUAUUACAAUCUAGGGGUCUUUCGAGACGCUUCCGAGGCGCGGAACUAUGACCUCCGGGAAGACGGUGAGGAUGAGGAAGGGGGCAUGGUGACUGGGAAAAGCACUGCCGAUAUCAUCGGGCGCCGGAAUAAUCUACGCGGGGCGAAGAAGCCCCAUCGACGGGAGCGCCAGCAGCCGGAGCAUUUAAAACCGCGAGACGCCGAAGAAGAUGAUAGUAGUGACUUGAGCGAUGAGAGUGAUGAUGAUGGGGAGAGUGCCAGUGCGCCAAGACCCGCGGACCAGAUCAAGUUCACGAAAAUGCCGAUCCGUACACGCGCCGGAUCGUCUCCCAUUCGUUCCACUGAUCGUCAAGAGGGCCCUCAGGUUAUGGUCACGUCGCCGUCGCACCCCACCAUGGGUAGCCAUUACCGCACCGGGUCGCUGGGAACCGCGGUGACCGUGGACAGCCGGCCCCGACGAGACACUACGACGACUACCAGCAGUGACAUGUCUUCCGAUAAUGACCUGGAAUAUAAGAGACGGCAUAUCCAAUUUUCCAACCGAGACCAGGUGAUCGAGCCAUCCAGAUUGGGGCGCGGUGAACCAGACGAUCGGAUUGACGAGGAGUCGGACGAGGAGGGAGAGGAUUCGGGGGCAGAGUCCGUCGGGUCUGCUCUCUCCUCUGAAUUUGGCGCCACGGCUGGCUCGGCGUCCCUGCUGGAAGAUGUGGAGAUCACCGGGGGCUUGGACUCAUCGUCACCCAUGGCCCUGAUGCACAAAUUACAGGGCGAGACCGGGUCGCAGCAGUCUGCGUCUCGAAAGGCCAGAGCCCCAGCACCCGAGUUGCACGACCUUCCACCCCCACGACCGAUCAGCACCGUGCAGCCGGUGAGUCUGCUCUCCCAGGCGCUCAAUGCGCGCAAGCGCGCCCCGACGAACCCGGUGGAGAAGUUCGCGGUCCUCUCGGGCAAGGGAUUGACGGAUGCCCUCAACAUCAAACUCUACCUGCCGUUCUCGGCUGAUCCAGAGGAGCCACUCGAGCUCCCGCUGGCGCGAGAGUCCAAACUGGCGGAGCAGCCGGCGCCGGUAACAGUGGUUGAGGCGAUCGGGCUCGCCUUGUGGCGGUAUGCGGAGGAGGGCCGAGAUCCAGCCAUCGAACGGCACAAGCUCACGGUCAACCGCUGGGCCCUGCGCAUGAUGGAGGAUGGGGAGGUGGAGUACGAUUUCCCGGCCCUGGGCCGAAGCUCUCCCAUGACAGAUUUUACGUCCAAUAACAACAACCGCGCCGCCGGAGCGCGCGGGCGUUCCCGAGGGAACCAGUACGACGAAUUCGCCCUCGUGCAGGCCUCCGAGGCGGAGUUCGUCGAGAACGAGCGUCUAUAUCCGAUGGAUAGCCCGACCGUCCCCGCCGAGGACACGGGUGAUGCUGUGACGACGGCGACGGCGGCCGCCGCCACCACCCCCAGCGCAUCGACGGCAAGCGUCCCGCCGUCGGCGAACUCGCCCGGCCUGCCGAGCAAGGGCCCGCGGCCGAAUCCGAUCCUGGGACAGCCGUUCUCGUCGGCGCUAAACGACAACACAUUGACGCCGGCAGACCGACCGGUCGUACCAGUGUCGCACGCGACGCCGCGACUGGGCGUGUCGAAGACGCUACGGAUCCGGUUCAUCAACCUGGAAGGGUCUACGCAGAUGACGACGCUGAACACGUCUACGGACAGCUACAUCGCGGAGAUCCUGGACUCGGUGUGCAAGCGGUGGGGGCUGGACAAGGGCAACUACCUGCUGAAGGUGAUGGGGUCGAACACGAUCGCGCCGCUGGACCGGACGGUGGAAGCGCUGGGCCACAUCGUGGAGCUGGACCUGGUGCGGCGGCGGUUCGGCCCGCUGACGGGGUCACCGGGCAGCUCGUCGCCGAACGCGCCGCUGCUGAUCGAGCAGAGCGGCGGGGGCGGCAAGACGAAGACGGGGACGAAGAAGGGCAAGAAGAGCGAGAAGGAGAAGCGGAUGCUGCACCCGCUCACGCAGAAGCAGGAUCUCAUCGGGGGGUAUUACCGGCGGUACCACGUGUUCCGGAAGCAGUCGAUGUCGUUCACGGCGUCGAACCACCGGAUCCUGACGUUCGACAACGACUACAUGCAUAUCAUCCCGGGGGACACGGGCAAGACGGGGUCGGACACGAAGACGCGGUCGAUCAGCUUCAACGACGUGGUGGGGUGUAAGGUCAGUCGGCGGCAUCCGAAGAACUUCCGGGUGGUGGUGCUGCGGGGGAACGACGCGAACGAGCAGAAGCGGUAUGACUUUGAGGCGCAGAAUACGGUGGAGGCGGAGGAGAUCGUGGAUGAGAUCAAGAAGAACAUGGCGCAUUACCGGAUAUAACUCUUUUCCCGUUAUCUGUCUUUCUGUCUGUCUGUCUGUCUUUGUGUUUUUGUUGGUUGAUGGGAUUGGAUUGGAGUUGGUCGGGAUAUGGUUAGUCAUCAUUCAUAACUCUAUAACUACAGAGUAUAGUUAUCCAGUAUCGAGUAUGGAGUCAAUGGGAGAAAUACAAUCAUG